This is a messenger RNA of Mugil cephalus (flathead mullet), 1986 nucleotides long. RefSeq names its product putative protein MSS51 homolog, mitochondrial. The transcript has 7 exons. The coding region runs from base 209 to 1507 and encodes 432 amino acids. The record is from RefSeq and is a predicted model, not a curated record. Lineage: Eukaryota; Metazoa; Chordata; Actinopteri; Mugiliformes; Mugilidae.
UCCCACUUAGUAGUUCCCCUUAACCUCAGAUGACAGGAGCGCCCUUCUCCCAUGUCGCCCGUGUGUGUGUGUGGGUAACUUAUACAGACUCCGGGGGGUGACGUCCAGCAUAAGGAGCCGUCAGUCACUUCCUUUAUCUCGCACCAAGAAAGCUCUUCUAGAAGACGCUCCUCUCCUCUGGAAGCUGAAGAGCACAAAGGGCCACAGCAUGGCAUCCCACAUCCCAGCGCUCCCUCAGUCCUACUCCCCAGGCACCGACAGCGUCUUUUCUGACCAGUCUGGCUUCCACUCUCUGGACUCCAACGUACCCGGACUCUCCAGGGUGAUUCUCAACAAGCUCAACAUGAAGGACUAUGGAGAAUACCGGGCUGCCGUGGAAGGAAAGCCGAGGGCCAUCUCGUUCCGCAGCUACAAGGAGAUGUUCCAGAAGAUGGAGGAAACCUUCAAGUUCUGCACAGGCUGCCACAAACUCCCAGAGCACCUCGCCGACGGGCAGGCCCUGAAACGCUGCGUGAAGUGUCUGAACGUGUACUACUGCACAAAAGACUGUCAGAAAAAGGACUGGCCUCAGCAUAAAAAGGUCUGCAAGACGCUGAGGCUCGUGGCCAUUGACAGACUAGUAGAGUGGCUGAUGUUCACCGGAGACCUCCCACUGCCAACUGAGACGUGGUCCAAAUCAGUCGCUGAGGUGAAGAGCUGGGACGACUGGCUUCCCAUGCAGACGGACCUGUCAGCGCGUCUCGACGCCGUCUUGUCCGGUGCCAACAUGGUAAACCUCUGGAAAAACGCCUGCAGGCCUCGGCCUGAAGACGCCGACCUACGACAAUCGUUGUGGCGAAUCCAGAGCGAGUUCCUCUCACGGGUCCUCACAGUUGGGAUGGCCAUCCAACGCUUUGGGCUGGAUCCGUAUGCAAAGCCACUCACUAUUCACAUAGCAGGAGCGUCCCACAGUGAGACCAUGGGAGCCAGGCUGACCGACUAUGACGAGCUGAACAAGAUGUUCCCUGGACACCAGGGCAUGGAGGUAGUGAUGGUGGGACCAGAGGUGAUAGACGGCUCCAUCAUGAGGCCUCCUCUUAGAGCGUUUGGUCCAAAGAAGAGGGUCUACAUCAGCGCCUACAAGGCCCUCUACCACCAGUUCUGGGAGGAGGUGGUUGAAACUGAGGAUGCGGCCAAGCCAGACCUGGUGGUUGGAUUUCAUCCUGGGUUCCACGCUAACCAGGGUCUGGUAGAAGGCUGGCUACCCACUCUGCUGCUCCUCAGGGACUACAACAUCCCUUCCUUCUUCACCAUGUACAGCGAGAUGGAGCUCAAGUGCUCCCUGCAGAUCCUGCUGGAGCUGGAGAUGAACAUCAUGGACAGUGGACGCAAUCCAUUCACCUCCCAGAAACCAGAGCAGGUCCAGGCCUGCCCUAACAAACCUCCAGUGUACUGCAACUCUCACUACGUCUGUUUCCAGGGCCUGCUGCCACAAGAGGACGAUGAGGGUCGGCACACAGACAGUUAACAUCACAUCAUGAAGCACGUCAAAACUCAAAAGAUUUGAAAAAAACAGCUUUGGGAAUUCAAGCAGCCCUUAUGAGGUGGACGUUUGUCUGAUAUGCUGCGACACAAAUAUGCACAUUUAAGCUUUUUCAUCUUGAAAAAUAUACAUUCACUACGUCAAAACACCCUCCUUUGAAUUUUAAUGCAGUUUAUUAAUGAGGCAGAUUACAGAAAUCCCUCAAAGCUCGUUUUAAGGCUCAGAGGUUUCUGCUCCGUUGGUGCCCCGAGGUGACAUGCCCCUUUGAUAUAAAGGGUCAUUGUCACGCAUGCAUAAUGAGACCAAAAUGACUUCAGCGAUCACGUGGUGGCUUCCUGUGUUUUGUUCCGCGACUAGACCAAUUCCCAGAACUCACAAUAGCUGCAAAAAAUCAGAACAUGUGCAUACUAAUGGAACACGCAAUCGGAAAAUGAAACCUGAAUAAAUUGUAGUGUGCCACAGAA